GCCUAGUAUAACCCAAAUCUAUUGCGAAUUGCUUCAGAACUCCACUCCCUACCCUUUUCCCUCAACAUAUCGCAAAAAUGGCCACGCGAAGCGCAGCCCUCAAGCUCGACUGGACGAAGGUCACUUCCUCUCUGGGCCUGCGCGGCCAGACCGUCGCGAGCCUUCAGGCCUUCAAGCAGCGCAACGAGAAUGCCCGCCGCAAGGUCCAGGCCCUGUCCGAACUGCCGACCAAGGUCGACUUCGCGCACUACCGAUCGAUCCUAAAAAACCAGGCCGUCGUUAACGAGAUCGAGAAGCGCUUCGCUGCCUUCCAGCCCGCCAAGUACGAUGUCACGCGCCAACUCAAGGCCAUCGAAGCUUUCGAGGUCGAGGCUGUCAAGAACGCCGAGAGUACCAAGGAGAAGGUCGACCUCGAGCUGAAGGACCUCGAGGCUACCCUCAAGAACAUCGAGACCGCCAGGCCGUUCGAGGAACUCACUGUGGUAUGUCGAGAUACGAAUACUACUCUUUUUAUUAAGGGCGUGAUUAGCGGAAGCGGAGAGGAAAGACUGGAUGCUAACUCAAAUUUCUCUUCGUGUAGGAUGAGGUCGCCGCGGCGGAACCUUCCAUCGACGAGAAGACGGCGAAAUUGGUGUCCAAGGGCCGCUGGUCUGUUCCGGGAUACAAGGUACGUCCCGGCGUUACGUGCCAGCGCUUGAUAUACGAUGCUAACCCCGUGUUUAGGAGAAAUUCGGUGACCUUUCC
Messenger RNA from Annulohypoxylon truncatum, 744 nucleotides. RefSeq lists its product as uncharacterized. The transcript has 2 exons. Bases 78 to 698 code for a protein of 206 amino acids. Gene Ontology annotation, biological process: proton motive force-driven ATP synthesis. The record is from RefSeq and is a predicted model, not a curated record. Lineage: Eukaryota; Fungi; Ascomycota; Sordariomycetes; Xylariales; Hypoxylaceae. Gene Ontology annotation, molecular function: proton transmembrane transporter activity.